AUGACGACCCCAAGCUUCGCAAACGACCUCAAUGCCGACUCCGAGUCGGAUGCAACGAUCCUAAACGGUGUCAAGACGGAGGACGAUAACAUUGCUAAUAGGCGGGAUUCGGGCCUAUCUGCUGCCUCGUACGAGAGCGACAGGCGCCCGGCAAGUCAGCCAGGGUCCGACUUUGACGAAUCGCGGCGCGAUUCCUACAUCAGCGUCUCCGGUGACAGACAGUCACAAGGAGGCUCUGAAAAUGCUAACGGUCGGAUGUCUGCCGGCGAGAGCAGCUCGCAGCAUGAGCAAGAUGACGAUGUAUUCAGCAAUCAUAGUCCGAGGAGCUCGACAGGCUCAAAUCUCGAGCCAGACCACCCGAAGCAGUCCCUGACCGCUUCUCGACGAUUGACUGGUGGCUCCAAGAUUUCCGACAUGCAGCCAUUCGAUCCAGAUGAAGAAUUCAUACCGACUGUCAGAGAAGCCCCACGACCGCCGUUCCGAUCGCCGUCCUCGGUCAAGGCUAUGCAAAUGAACUCACCGCCACCAUCAGUCACGGGCUCCGCUCGUUCGAAUCGCAGAGCUACCCGAUCAAGCGUUUCACGUAUCGGUUCUCCCGCUGUCUCCGCGCAAUUCUCUCCGAAAAAGACACCUCCCCGAUUCAAAAGGAACACCCCACCCCUGGUGCUGCUACAUGUUACGUUGUUGCCAUUGCGGUGGCCAUGGGGUGACUUGAUGGACAACGCUCGGCCGAGCGAGCUCAGUGACGCGGGCAAGAAUCUACGAGAAGCAUGGAAGCAGCUGCAAGCCCGAGUCGGAGACACACUUUCCGAUCGAGGCAUUCUGCUUCCACAUCCUCAAAAUGAUUUCGAAAUCCUGGAGGAGCGGCUUCUCGAGGCCAUGGAGCUUCCACUCCAGCGUCGCGCCCGCAUACUCGAGUGCGGGCACUAUUUAGGACCGGCCAAUGAGAUGUCAAUGGUAGACGAUGGAAUGACUAGUGACGAAGAAGAUUUCGAAGAAAGACGCACUGAGUCAGGGAAGCGCCACUGGUGCUCGACCUGCCAAUCUGAUAUCCGGUACGAUUCUCUUGGAGAGGGCAGAGUGUUUCGGACCAAGGUGUACGCCAGCAACGGCCUUAUGAAGGCUGGAGCUUGGGAUGCUUGCUGGAAGGAAAUGGAGCGAGUCGACGUCGAGUUGGAGCCCAUUCUUGAUCCUUCAACUGUGGAUGAGCUCGAACGGCUCGCAGCUACCCAGGAGCGUGAGGCUAUCGAAGCCGAAAUCGCAGCAUCAACGCAUAUUGAACGAGCCGCAACCGAAGGUGCCUUUGACGCACCACCUGCCCACGAGGAUGAAAGACAAUUGUAUGAGGAGAGAAUGCGUGAAAUAUACGGCCAAGCUGAAAGCCACGAAAGUGUUGUGCAAGAGUCGGAGACGCAGACACCAGACGAUCAAAAAGAAUCUCCUCAGCCAUGGCCCAUCUCCGCUGUGACAGACUUGCGGAACGGCCCAUGGUCUGAGACUUUCAGAUAUGGUUUCCGCGAUGUUGUUCAACUGGUUGUGUUUAUCCUCUGUGUACUCUUACUGCAGUAUCUGGGCAUUGGGUUUGACAGAACAGGAAAGGGUGAACCCAGAGAAAGCGAUAAUUCACUACAGGUACCUGCUACGGUAUCGCAAGGAGACUUUGGUACGGUGAUAACGCCGAAAGGACCCGACUUUGCACACAAUACGGUUUCAUCGCCGAACUCUGUUCAUGAGUCUUAUGCGGCCUGCACGUCUGCUCUCGAAGCUGCAGAGGCAUCUUUAGCUCUGCCCGUGGCCGCAUCAACCGUCACAGUGACAAAGACUGUGUCUGUGGCUCUUCAAGAGACGCACGCCGCAGAGGUGAAGCCACCUGUGAAUGAGAAGUUGAUAUCAGUGGCCAAAGAUGACCAUGCCACAGAAAUACUCCCUCGGGUGGACACAUCGACCGAGAAAGUGGAUGAUCAGGAAACGGAGGUGAAUGAAACGAAAUUGAAGGGAACCGGGGAGAAGAAAGCGGAAGAGAAGAAAGUAGAGGGAAAGGAAGCGGAGGGGAAGGGGACGGAGGAGAAGGGAGAGGGAAAGGAGGCGAAGGGAAAGGAGGCGAAGGGAAAGAAGGCGGAGAAGGAGGCGGGUGAAGAUGAGGCGGAGGAGAAGGAGACGAAGGCUGAGGAAACGGAGCAUGAGGAGGCUAAGGUUGGAAACGUGAAUGAUGGAGACGCGGAGACAGGAGAUGCGGAUCUGUCGCCCAACGCUGAUGAAAAGACGGAAUUGUGA
Molecule: messenger RNA, 2274 nt
Organism: Beauveria bassiana ARSEF 2860
Lineage: Eukaryota; Fungi; Ascomycota; Sordariomycetes; Hypocreales; Cordycipitaceae
Product: pathway-specific nitrogen regulator
Exons: 1
Coding region: 1-2274 (757 amino acids)
Source: RefSeq, a predicted model, not a curated record